AUGUCGGCAGCUGCAUCGCCCGAAGCGGCGAAACCAAAACACGAUAAGAAAACCCACAAGGAAAGGUCGUCCAAGUCGGAAAAGAAGCGCGCUCGUGAGGAAGACCCUGCGCCAGGCGAUGGCGAGAGGAAGCACAAAAGAUCAAAGAGCGUCGCUGCCGAUGCCAUUGUGCAAACCGACCAUGUCCCGGGCCCCCAAGAUGUGAAGAAGGAGAAGAAGAAAAGGGAAAAGAAGAAGAAACACGGACAAAAGACUGCUGAAGCUACCGUUGAAGAGUCGGAGCCAGUGCACGAGCCCAAGACUGAAAAGAAGAAAAAGAAGAAGAAGCACCACAAAGAAGGGAUGGAAAUACCCGCGCAAAUGGACGUCAAGGCCGAAGUGAGCGACGACGAAUCAAAAUCCAAGAAGAAAGACAGGAAGAAGAAGAAAAAGCACGGCCAUGCCGCUGACGAUGUUGUGGACACGGUGACUUCAGACAAGCCAAAGUCAAAUGGACAACUCACCACGCUUGACGAUGCCGGUGCCGAUGCCAUGGACAUUGACAAGCCGUCGGGCUCGACAUCAAAGUCUUCCAAGGUCUAUCAGCCACCAGAUAUCCCCGCCAACCCGCAAUUCCCAUUCUUCGAACAAACUGUCUCGCUGUACGAGCCCUUGUACCCCAAUGGCUGGGCCCAACCUAUAACCAGCUGCCAAUACCAGCAUCUGCAGCACCUCCAGAAUAAAUACGUGCCUUCCCUGCGGGGGGUCUUACUCAACUACAAAAACGUCACAUUGGGAUCCAAGCCCGGUCGCGACGGUGCCGCCACGGAUGACGAGACGCCGACAACGGUGGUGUCGCAGAACGAAUACGCUGUUGGUUUUGGCUGGAUCACGGCUGACGUUGAGCUUUUUGUUCCGAGCAGGGGGGCCUGGAUGGAAGGCAGCGUCAACUUACAGACCGAGGGGCAUAUCGGCGUGGUUUGUUUCGGCAAGUUCAACGCGUCCGUCGAGGCUAGACGACUUCCGCCGGCGUGGAAAUGGGUAUCUAACGAAUCCCCCGAGGCGCACGGGUUCGAGGAGACGGCCUCUGUCAUGACAGCCGACGACCACGGCGUGGUCCGGCAGAUCCACAGCACCGGGUUCUGGGUCGACGGCAGUGGGGACAGAGUGAAGGGCAAGAUCCGAUUCAGAAUACGCAACUUUGACGCUGGGACGAGCGGAGAGACGAGCUAUCUCAGCUUGGAGGGCACCAUGCUGGACAAGGACAGCGAGAAGAAGUUGGUCAAGGAAGAAGCGCGCACCGCGCAAAUGAGACGGGACAAGAAGGGCGGCCGCGGAGCCCAACGACAGCGAGCACCCGACUUUAGCAUGACGCGGUUUGCUGAUGUGGAGGGCGAGAACGACGGGCAACAAGCAGAUGCCGGUGGCUAG
Metarhizium album ARSEF 1941 is the source of this 1410-nucleotide messenger RNA. RefSeq names its product DNA-dependent RNA polymerase I subunit A43. Lineage: Eukaryota; Fungi; Ascomycota; Sordariomycetes; Hypocreales; Clavicipitaceae. Gene Ontology annotation, cellular component: RNA polymerase I complex. The transcript has a single exon. The record is from RefSeq and is a predicted model, not a curated record. Gene Ontology annotation, biological process: DNA-templated transcription initiation. Bases 1 to 1410 code for a protein of 469 amino acids.